Molecule: messenger RNA, 2805 nt
Organism: Triticum urartu
Lineage: Eukaryota; Viridiplantae; Streptophyta; Magnoliopsida; Poales; Poaceae
Source: RefSeq, a predicted model, not a curated record
ACAGCGGCGGCGGUCGGCGGCGGGUGGCAGCGGAAAGACGAGCCGUCUCCUGAGAUGGAAGGAGAGGCGGAGAUGGAAGCGGAGGCGAGGGGAAAGAGUGUCGGAGAGGGCAUCGAGCAUGCCACGGGAACCCAGGGCAGGGAGCAAAAAUAAAAGAAAAGAGGCGGCGGAAAGGUGAGGAUCAUGAGAGAUCGGGUUCCUGAGAUGGAAGGGAAGGUGAAGUGGAAGAGCGCCGAAUCCAGGAAGGGCAUCGAACAUGCUGCGAGGAGGAAGCACGUGAAGUCAUUAUCGGAGAUCAAGUCGGCGACGAAGAAGGUUGCGGCUGAGCUCUACCCCUUGCUUGAUGUUCUUGGAAGGCACAUCAUGAGUCUGGAAGACGGGCCGGAGCAACGGUUUAUGGAGGCCAGGGGCCACAUGGAUAAGAUGUACAAGGAGGUGACGGAAUGGUUGAACACGAAGGGGAUCCAGACUAGGGCUGAGGUGAUGGAAUGGCUGGAGACGAGGAGGGUCCAGAUUUAGGACUCAAGACAAGGUCGAGUCAGUAACGUACACGCAGGCCAUGUGGAUCUACUUCGUGAACCAAUUCAGUUUGAUCUUCCAUGAGUUGGAGCAACUUCACGCCAUGUUUGGUAAGAUGUAACUACUUGGUUCCGUUUUGGAGUCCAAACCAAUCUCCGAGCUGCUCAAGGAGUCGCGGGAAAACCUCAAAAGAAUAAAGCUGGAGACCAAAAAAAAUUGGAUGAAAUAGAGGAGGCCAGAGAGACGGACGAGGCACCACCGAGAAUCUCCAUGGAGGCUGUGAAGGGAACCAUGGAGAGCGACGAGUUGCCAGAGAGGAUUUCCACUUCAGAAGAUACAAAAUGAGAGAUUGACGAAGCCAAGGAGAUGGGAGAGGAAGGCGAGGUGAGGGAUGAGGUGGCAAAGUUGGAUAUUGAGGAAGCUGAGGGGAUGGAGGAGAAGAUGCAGACUGGGCCGUUCUUUGAUAUGUACUGUGGCGGCUUGAAAGCGUGUUGGUCCUGGUUCUUCAGCAGUCCCUGCAAAGAUACUACGUCAUUCAGUCCUAUGCACUUCACACGCAUUACACCGGGAAGCCCCUCUGAUGAUGCUGUCAUUGCCAGCACCCUGCAGAUUUUCUUUGUCAAAGUCGCAGAAAUAAAAGAAGCUCUUGAGUUUAAUUGGCCACUGCAUGUGUACGGCAUGGUUGCGGUCCGAGAUACCAUCGAUCACAUUCUCUUCCUCCGUGAAAGGCGUGAUUGCCAAAUACUGACUCAAAAGGAUCCUUGUUUGCAGUUGACUGGCCCGUCUCACGCAGUUGUUUCUAUAGAUCCUGUUGACUUUGAAAUCAAGAUGAAAGUGAAGGGCAGAAGCAGGUCAGAAGAUAGAAUGCUGAUCCAUCAGACCUUCAACUACAGUGCUAAUGAGACCACUCUGUCGAAUGACUUCUGCAAAAUUAUGUUACGGUGUGCGAAAUUGGAAAAUACAGUCCAAGGAACUAUAGUGAGUGUCCGUGUUACUAAUUGGAGGAAAAGGAAAUGGCCUUUUAAACAUGAUGGUAGAGUUAGUUGCAUUGCCAAGGGAACUUCUAAGCCCAUUAAACCCGAGCAACCUGAAGAAGAGCUUGUACUUCAAGAUCAAGUGAUGGCUAACAGUUCAGAUGGUUACAUUGAUCUGUCAAGGCAUGUUGUUUCUGUAGAGUUAAAUGGAAGGCUGGAAGUUAUCAUCAGUGCCGACAAAUCACAUGCCCGCAAAUCAUGUGGUCGUGUCUUCUUUCCAGCCCAGGAAAGCAAAGUAAGUCGGUGCACAUGUAAUCUUGGCUCCCAUACGGUGGAGGUUACUGUUGCUUGGUCCUUGCUUAUUAGAGACAAGCAGUAUUUCUCGAGGGAGGGAUGUGUUGAUGGCCAGACGUUCGAGCAUACUGUAAAGAUCCGGGCGAGGAAGCAUGUGGUGACAACAUCGGAGACUCAUUCAGCCACAAAGAUAGUUCAGGCUAAGAUCUACUCCUUACUCCAUCUUUUCUCUGAGAACGCUGUGAAUCUGAAACCCGAACCGAAACUGAGGAUUAGCGACUAUAGCAUUAGUGAGAUCCAAAUCCACAUGGAUAACAUGUACACCGACCUGACGAGUUUGCUCCAGAUGAUGGGCAAAUUGCAGAACAGGGAGGUUCUGGGCAAAGAGCCAGUCACGGAAAAGAUGGGUGUGAAGGGGAUCCACAUUAGGACCGAAGACAGUGGCGAAUCAGCAACGAAGAUGCAAGCAUCGAGGACCUACUACAACUACGGAUUGAAUGCGAUCUUCAGUGGGUUGGAUCAGCUCUGCACCCAGUUGGAUCAGAUGGGACAUCUUAGCAACAAAUCCCCAUCAUUCUCCGAGCUGUUCAAGGAGCUGCUGCACGAUGUGUCGCCGAUGAGUUCCUCUUCCAUGGAGACAAAAUUGGAGACAGAGGAAGUCGAGGAGAUGGGAGAGGAUACCAACAUGGACAAGGAGUAGACUGAUGAGGAGUUCUUUGCUAGGUACCGCAGCGGCUGGGUAUCGAAUUGGUCUAGAUUCCACGGUUCCUUCGCAGAGACGACGUCAUUGAGUCCUAUGCACUAUACACACAUUACACCGGGACAACGCCCAUUGGCUGCUCUCAUUGAUAGCAUUUUGCAAAUCUACUCCCUCAAACUCGCAGAAAUAGAAGAUGGUUCUGGCUUGAAGUGGCCACUGGAAGUGUACGGCGUGGUUGCUGCAAGAGAUAGCGUGGAUCACAAUCGCAACAUUCUCUUCUCCCGUCGAAGGAGUAACUGCCAAAUACUCACUCAAGAG